AUGGACAUUGCCAAUUUGGAAGACACCAUCAUGGAGAUGGCACGCUCUUCCACGGCGCGCAACAGCGUUGCUCACCCGGGCCGGCGCCUCUCCAUCGCCUCUUCGGCGCACACGCGAUCAUCGUCCUGUGCCUCCAGCACAUCCCACAUGUUGGGAACGAGUCCCUUCCCGGCUCCGCUGAAGCCUCUACCGCCUGUGCCGGCCUCGGUCAGGACGUCUCAGCGCACGUCAUCACAGCCGUCUUCAUGUGACCAGUCGUCCCUCGAUAUGGACCGCUUGUCACAUGCGUCGAGCACGACCUCGUCCAACCUGUCGAGAGCGUCCAUGCAGUCCUUCAGCGUGCGGCCGCCCGUGCCUCGUCGCCCGCCAGAGCACCUGCGCCCGCUGUAUCCCCUCGAGAUUGUCUAUUGGAAACAGCUCGCUGGUGCCGAGAAGCGCAAGAGCGGCAAGACGAACAUGGUGCACUAUCUCGACAUCUCCACCAAGGCUAGCACGGUGGCCACCAAGCAUGGCAACAGCGUCAUCAAGUUCUGGGAGGUCUCGUCGGGGGAUCUGGUCGGCACCGUCAAGAUCUCCGCCUACACCGAGGCACACUGCAGGUCGCGUGACUACCUGAUCCGCAGCCACCUCAUCCUGUCCGAGACCAACCAUCUCGCCGCCAUCGCUACCCGGUUUGGCCGCACCAUUGAGAUCUGGGACUGGAAGAUCAACAAGAAGCUCCAGGUCAUCGACGACACUGACCGGUGGGUGGCCGGUCGCUUUGAAACGCACGACGUGGGCUGGAGUCCGCUCGCGGCCUACCGCGGCAAGGACGCUCUGAUCGACCUGUUUGCGGCCACGCCACAGAAGAAGCCGUUUGUCAAAGUCCGCACCAUUGACAUUCGAAAGGCCGGACUGCCUUUCACGCCUCAGUACCCGGAGCUGGCGCUGUCCUCCACCAGUCCACUGCUCGUCGCCGCCGCGGGGCCCCGUCCGCCUCGAGCGGGCCACCCACCGCCCGACCGGGAAACGAUGCUGGUGACGUGGGACAUUACCGACUUUCGGGAGGUCUCAAACGCCCCCGACCGCGUCGUCAGACCGUGGCAGCACAAGGAGCUCGAGACAGCGCUGCCGUGUAACCUGACAGCCUAUGGGGACCUCGUCCUGUCCAUCUGGAUUCCGUCUGGCUACCGCACCGUGACGAAUCACAACGCCAGGGGCGAGCUGGAGUAUACGUUGACGCCGGUGCCGGUGCCAUUCCGCUACGUCCUCGUGUGGGAUCUCAGCGAGAACUCGACGCGCACGUACGGCAUCCCCAACACCACGUCGUGCAUCUCGCCCGACUGCCGCUUCGUGGCGUACAGCCAGGUGGCCGAGCGACGGAGCAAGAUCGCCAUCCUGGACGCGCAGUCGGGCGAGGAGGUGUGGAGUGCGGGCGGCGAGGGCAACCUCAAGUCGCUCGAUCAGGUCGGUGACCUGUCCAAGGUGACGGAUCUCGCCUUCUCUGCCGACGGGCGGUUCCUGGUGGUGGGCGAGGUCGACGGCAACACGAGCGUGUACGACGUGCGGGAGUCGGCGUUCUAA
Molecule: messenger RNA, 1563 nt
Organism: Emericellopsis atlantica
Lineage: Eukaryota; Fungi; Ascomycota; Sordariomycetes; Hypocreales; Bionectriaceae
Exons: 3
Coding region: 1-1563 (520 amino acids)
Molecular function (GO): protein binding
Source: RefSeq, a predicted model, not a curated record